AUGAGGUACACUGGGCAACAGCACAUGAAGAAUUCCGAAAAAUUAGUUACACAAAAGCCUGAAUGGAAACAAAAAACCCAAGUACCUACACAUGUCCACGCCUUCCCUCGCUCCAGCGCUCUUCCGGGGCCGAGGCUCGCUGCUGUCACGGACCUGCACCUAAGGGAGUUAGCCCAGCCAGGUACCUCCGAGACCCCUCAGCUACCAGUCAAGUCACCCCGGCUCUCCGCCUUGCAGAUGCCAUUGCGUGCUGUCGUCACCCAAAGCAAGCAAGCCCGCCCGACACCCUUUCUCCUGACGCGAGCACUGCAUAAUAAGCAAGCUGCGUUUGCGCUUCCCAGUCUCUUGCGUCGGAGUCUCUGCGCAAACAUGACGCUAACUGACAGCGCCUCCCUCCAGACCAAAGCCGCCAACUACAUUGAGCAGCUCGACAAUGCCCGCUGUCGAGGCGAUUGGGCUGCUGUCCCUGAGCUCGUCCGCAAAGUCCGCAAGCACGCUCCCCAGAGAGAAUGUAUACCAUCAACCUAUCCUCAGCUGCCUUUACGAGCAUUUGCUAAUCUGCUCCUUUCUCCAGGCCUCACCCUGACCGCUGAAACCGAAUGUGCCAUUUCCAGUGCGACAACGGGUUCCGAGCGCCCCUCUAUAGCCGCCAUCGUCGAGAAGCUCAAUGUUGACGCCAUCAUACCCAAGCUGCAGGCUGCCAUCGACGGUGAGACGGCCAGCAGGCAGGAUCCCUUUCAGGCUCGUGUGUGUGUCGGCUGGAUGUACUGGGUCGUGGCUGAAUAUACUCUCGCCCUCGACCACCUUCCCGCUGGCCUCGCCGAAGCUGCCCAGGAUGCCCGUGAUACUCUGACCGAGUGGACCAGCGUCUGCGCCAUGAAGUCCGCCUACCUCAGAGCCAAUUGCCUCAUGCGCGACAACGAGCGCCAGUUGGCCCUCGCCGCCUUUCAGUCCGGUCUGCCCUCCCUCGACCGCGUCUGGGGCGGCCAGCCUGUCCACUCCCAGCUCAAGUACUGGUCCGAGCUCUACCUGACCGAGUACUGCAUCUUGACGAGUGAAUCGAUCCGCCAAGGAGACGUCACAUUCGGCCAGCAAAACUCCAUUUCUUGCUUCCGCGCCUGGGCUCGAUACUGGGAGGCCAUGUCGGCUCCCGUCACCGGUGGCUUUGGCUUCAAGGGCUCCGCCACAUCCGUCCCCCGACGCUCAAUAUGGAACGAGUACUACCAGGGGCUCUCCAAGCAUCUUCUCAAUGACGACACAUUUCCUCCUGCCAACCUUGGUAACGUCUCCGCCGACACACCUGCUCGGACUCAACUACGAAUGGAGCUCAAGCGCGUUGAGGCCUCCUACGAAAAGCUUCUCCUGUCUGAGACGACAUUUCCUCGAGCUGACGAACAUCGUGCCGAGGUAGAGCAGUUUGUGAAGCAAGUUAUGGACAAUUGGGCUAUUCUCUGUGGCCGUGGCUGGAGCGAAGGGGACCUUGGCCAGAGCGGUCGUGCCGGCAUCACCCACGGCGUCCUCGAAACAUUGUACAGCGCUGCAACGAAAACCUAUCAUUCUACACUCAUUCUUCGAUCACUAUUCAGCGCCCACGUCGCCGUCGCUGAAUUCGACCUUGCCUUCAAAGCGCUAGACUCAUAUCUUGAAAUCGUAAACAAGGGGAAAGCCCGAGUCGCCAAAACCGGCAUUCCCGAGCCUAGCUUGGACAGCGAUGCUACUGUUUUGGAAACGAUUUCUCAGGCUAUCAUGACCCUUUGCCGCUACGGCCACCACAAAUCUGCAGAAAAGGCUCGCCAGCUUGGUGCUGAGCUCGAAGACUGGCUUGCCAGACUAUCUCAGAACCAGUCUGGCACCGAAUCCAGCAGUUUCGUCCCACCCCGCGUCAUUGCGCUUGCUUGGCAAGCUAUCGGCUUGUCCCAUGCUCAUUGGUCUCGCUCAACUUACGAAGCAGCGUCCCGAACUGAGAUUCAGUCAAAGGCUAUUCGCUGUCUACGGAAGUCGCUUUCUUCUGAAUACGGCAGGUCAAAGGAUACUCGCAGCAUCUUUGCCCUCGGCGUGCUCCUUGCCGAACGCAAAGAACUCUCUUCAGCCCUCGAGAUCGUCCGAGCUACGCUCAUGUCUACUAAACGUGAUGAAAGCAGUAUCAACGAUGAGCUCUACAGUGGCCCGUAUUGGCAAGAGAGAUCACUCAUUUCCAUGUGGCAUCUCUUAGCGCUCCUGCUGAGCGCUCGUCAGGACUAUGCCAUGGCUAACAGAGCUUGCGAUGGCGCCGUCGAACAAUUUAAGGACCCAUCUAUUCUAUUUGGGAAGACGGAAAACUUCAAGAGCGAGCAUCUCAAUGACGCGGAAGCAAAGAGCAUCUCCACAGAAGUGCAAGGUGGGCUGGUUGAUGAGAUGGACGACUUCGAAAAGGAAGAGCUCCUCGAAGUCAAAAUGACGCAACUGGCCCUCAUCGAACUACAAGAUGGCCCUAAUGCAGCAGUCAACGCCAGCUACGAGCUUCUCUCGCUAUUUACACGUCUGUUUGGCAACCUUUCAACCCAACCAGCCACGCACCCUCCGUCUGACGCUGGUUCCAAGACGGCGUCCGGUCGGAGCAGUCUGCGCGGCAGCAUCUUUGCGUCCAAGGAGAAAUCGCGGGCGCUGUCGAGGCAGUCGGACGAGGCUUUGAGAGAUAGGGGCGCGGCACUCCCUAUUAGACCUCCCACCUCUCAGACAGUGGCACCCUCCAUUCAGGUAACAGACGAGACUCCGCGACCACCGACAUCCAGCCGCGCUAGCCUUGGGCCCGGUGACGCCCCUCGACGCAACAGUCUGAAGAAGAGAAAUCGCAGCCAGAGCAGAGGACAAACGACCACCAACGGCACACACAUUGACGGCGAACCCUUCUUCACGCCCAACGGUGACGGCAGCCAGCCCAACACUCCAAGAGGCCCACCAGUCGCCAUGUCGUCCUCGUUCCUCACACGCGAAAAGACAGUCUCUUCAAUCAACUCGCGCGGCUCCAUCAUGUCCAAGGGCACAGAAUUUUCAGAACUCUCUUUGGAAAUGACACAUGUACCAUCACACCUGCUGCCGCUGGUGCAGUUCUCCAAGGACAAGGAGAGGUCCAGACGCACGGCUGUCCUGGUCAAGGUCUGGACAAUGAUUGCCGGCUUCUACCGUCGUGCACAUAUGCUUGACGAGUGCAAAGCUGCCAUUACAGAGGCGCAAAAACUAGUACAGGGUUUGGAAACAGAGGCGAGUCGCGAUCCUUCGGUCACUGGGGCCGCAAGGUCUAGCGUCUGGGCCGAAAAGAAGAGUAUCGAGGCUCUGUGGGCUGAUAUUUCCUCGGAGCUUGGUUUACUCUCAAUUGCCCGAGGCAAGCCUUUUGAAGCCCGGGCCGAAUUCGAGAACGCUCUGACGCAUUAUCCCGACCACCCCGCCGCAACCAUUGGCUUGUCUAAUAUUCUCCUUGAUAUCUACAGCGAGCUGCUUCUUCCCGAACCCGCCAUCCCAGCGCUGACCAACAGCGAGGUGGCUUCCGACCCUGCCAGUGUUGCGCUGCACGAGCAUGCCCGCAAAGCCGCUUGCGCCGCCGCGGGCUCCCUGCCAUCUGUCGCGCUUGGCUUGGGGCCGUUGACCACGAUUGAGGACGAGCCGGCUCUGGCUCCGGGCGCGAAACCGACUCCCGUUUUCAGCCGUGCUAGAGACAGCAGUGACAGCCUCCCUGCGCCCUACAAGACGACAAGCCUGCCACUGUCCGAUCGCCUGGCUGCCCGCGACCGCGCCUACACGCUGCUCUCGGGGCUCACACGGCUGGGCACGGCGUGGGACUCAUCGGAGGCGUGGUUUGCGCUCGCCCGUGCCUACGAGGAAAGCGGACAGCCUGAUAAGGCCAAGGAGGUGCUCUGGUGGUGCGUGGAGCUGGAAGAAUCGAGCGGCGUGCGGAGUUGGCGUAACGUUGCUGCCAACGGCUACAUUGUUUAA
Molecule: messenger RNA, 3969 nt
Organism: Cordyceps militaris CM01
Lineage: Eukaryota; Fungi; Ascomycota; Sordariomycetes; Hypocreales; Cordycipitaceae
Product: filamentation protein (Rhf1), putative
Exons: 6
Coding region: 1-3969 (1322 amino acids)
Molecular function (GO): protein binding
Source: RefSeq, a predicted model, not a curated record